CGACUGCAGCCUCCAGCUGAGAGAUUCGUGCGGGAUGAAAACGAACCACGGCCAGUUUUAACAGCAUAAUUAUGUCGUAUCGUGUCGCCCAACCGCACAGACAUGUUUCUUCCUCUUCUUCCUGCAUCUGAGACCCAUAACAGGGCGAACACACCCCACCAGAGAGAGAGUCAGAGUUCCUCGGAGGGGCGGAGAGAACUGAAGUUACUCAACUCUGUUCUGGAAGUCGAAGCUCUCGCACUGCGUCUUCUUUACCGAACCGGAGCAGAAAAAUGUCGGGAGUGGCUUUGACUUUAGCGAAGAAGCGGGCCAGGGCCGCGGGCUUUGGGACCAACUCGAAGGCCAUCAAGUAUAUGAACCAGGACUACGAGGCGCUGAGGAGCCAGUAUCUGAGCAGCGGCCAGCUGUUCUGUGACCCCCUUUUCCCCGCCGCCCCCGAGUCGCUGGGCUUUAAGGAGCUCGGACCAAACUCGUUCAAGACGAGGGGGGUGCAGUGGAAAAGACCCGGAGAGCUGUGCUCGAAACCCCAGUUCAUCGUUGGUGGAGCCACCAGGACCGACAUCUGCCAAGGAGCUCUGGGGGACUGCUGGCUGCUAGCGGCCAUCGCCUCUCUCACUUUGAAUGAAGACGUGCUGGCCAGGGUGGUCCCCAGCAACCAGGAUUUCGGUUCUAGCUACGCCGGCAUCUUUCACUUUCAGUUCUGGCAGUUUGGUGAGUGGGUGGACGUCGUCAUCGAUGACCGGCUGCCGGUGAAGGAUGGGAAGCUGCUGUUUGUCCACUCUGAAGAGGGGAACGAGUUCUGGAGCGCCCUGCUGGAGAAGGCCUACGCUAAGGUUAACGGCUGCUAUGAGGCUCUGUCUGGAGGCUCCACCACCGAGGGCUUCGAGGACUUCACCGGCGGCAUUGCUGAGUCCUACGAGCUGAGGAAAGCUCCUGCCAACAUCUUCCAGAUCAUCCAAAAGGCCCUGGAGUCCGGAGCUCUGCUGGGCUGCUCCAUAGACAUCACGAGUGCUGCUGAUUCAGAGGCGAUCACCCGUCAGAAGCUGGUCAAGGGACACGCCUACUCUCUCACAGGAGCUGUCGAGGUGCAUUACCGCGGCGGGCUGGAAAAGCUGGUGCGGAUGAGGAACCCCUGGGGUCAGGUGGAGUGGACUGGAGCCUGGAGCGACGGCUCGUCUGAAUGGAACUACGUGGAUCCUUCAGAACGGCCGAGUGCCAGUGCAGAAGAUGGAGAAUUUUGGAUGGCGUUCUCAGAGUUCGCGCGACAGUACUCUCGCAUUGAAAUCUGCACGCUGACCCCGGACGCGAUCACCGGUGAUUCCGUCAAGCCCUGGAGCGUGUGCAACUACAGCAGCACCUGGAGGAGGGGGUCCACCGCAGGAGGCUGCAGGAACAACCCCCAAACAUUCUGGAUGAACCCUCAGUUUGUGAUAAAGCUGGACGAAGAGGAUGACGACCCCAACGACAACGAAACAGGCUGCAGCUUGGUAGUGGGGUUGAUCCAGAAGAACCGGCGACGGCUGAGAAAGGAGGGGGAGGACAUGCACACCAUCGGCUACGCCAUCUAUGAGGUGCCUCCACAGUUUCGAGGCCAGAGGGACGUGCAUCUGGAUAAGAACUUCUUCCUGACGCACGCUCAGAAGGCUCGUUCUGAAACCUUCAUCAACCUGAGAGAGGUCAGCACCAGGUUCAGGCUGCCUCCGGGAGAAUACCUCGUCGUCCCCUCCACCUUUGAGCCUAACAAGGAUGGAGACUUCUGCCUGCGUGUCUUCUCCGAGAAGCAGACCGAAACACAGCCCUGUGAUGAUCCUGUUGAUGCUAAAUUAGACAAUGAAACUGUUUCAGACAGUGAAGUGGACGCCGGCUUCAGGAGUCUGUUUGCAAAGCUUGCAGGACCUGAUAUGCUGAUUUCUGCUGCGGAGCUCAAGACGAUCUUAAACAAGAUUAUUGCGAAACGAACUGACAUUAAGACAGACGGCUUCAGCUUGGACACUUGUCGGAUCUUGGUCAAUCUCAUGGACGACAGCGGUGAUGGGAAGCUGGGCCUGGGCGAGUUCGCUACGUUGUGGAAGAAAGUGCAGAAAUACUUGGGAAUCUACAAGAAGAACGACUUGGAUAAUUCUGGGACUAUCAGCACUCCAGAGUUGCGUUUGGCACUGAAGGAAGCGGGAUUCUGCCUGAAUGAUACCAUCUUCCAGCUGUUAGUGGCACGCUAUGCUGAUUCAAACCUCACCAUUGACUUCGAUGACUUCGUGGCCUGCCUCAUGCGUCUGGAGAUGAUGUUCCGAAUGUUUAAGAAGAUUGACGCACACAACAGCGGCUCCAUAGAGGUGGACUUGACUCAGUGGCUGUGCUUAACUAUGGUCUAAAGGACGUCCUCCUGAAGACAGUGGACAAGUUAAGACACGAUUAUUGAACGUUCUCAGUUGCUUUAACAUACUUCUUGCGCUUCAUAUUUUCACAACAGUUUCACAAGCCAAAACCACACAGUGCGUCUCAAUUCAGGGGCUGCGUCCCAAUUCAGGGGCUGCGUCCUUCAGAGGCUGCAUUUGAAAUAGGACUCAUAUCCGCGACUAGGCUGUCCCAUUUCGAAGGCUCCUUCAUAUUCGGCCGAGAAAUGUGUCCUUCUUUUCCAUGGCAAUGAAGGAUCCGACGGGUGGAUCCUUCACUAGCCAACAUAUCCCGAGGCUCAUUGCGUGCCGGGGAGGAUUCAGGAAAACGGCGGCAUCAAGAGAGAAGCGAACAGCAGGUGACGAGUACACUUUUAAAUAUAAGUAUUAGGUUUAAACUGAGGCGAAGAGCUAACGAUACAAAUGUAAAAAAAGAACAAAAAAAACAAUCUCAUCCGGCGGUAAGGCAUGUCCAGCUCUAAUACAUGAAAAAAAAAGGAAAAAAUAAAUAACUGUGGCUCUGUCUUUAAAGAACUUUAAAAAACUUGGUUCAGCCUUCACGGGUCUAAGCAGCCUUUGAAGGACACGCCUUCGUAGACCGUGUCCUUCGAAGGAUCCAGCCCCCGAAUUGGGACACACUGGCUGUAAUCUUGCACAUAUGACGACGCCAUGACGUUCCAGUAUUUCUCCUGUGCUGAGUGCCUAUAGUAGUUUUGAAUAGGGAAAUAAUAGAAAUUUAAAAGGCAAGUUUCAAGUCAGACCUGUAUCUUGACCCUUGACCAGUAUUGUGUACGAGUGAUAAGAAAAUGGGUGCCACAGUGUUUGGCUGUGAUUUUAUGCAGAACCAUCUGCUGUUACAGGGGUGUGAACUGUUAUGCAAAUCAGAUGUGUUGAGAUUUGUGCCAAAGCAAUUGAGAAUAAAUGAAAACUACAUUUAUGCUGUGCUUGUAAUAGUAACUUUUUGAAAGUGAACGACACUUUGUAUUCGGUUUGUUCAAAACAAUCUGUAUUGUGAUAUUUUAACAUUGAUGUGAUUUUAUCAUAUUGUAAUUAUGAUAAUGAGAAAAGCCCUUGUAACUAACCUAGGGAGUUCUUGUACUCAAUUCAGGUGGUCUUGGAGUUAGGAGCUUCCAAGUGGAACAUGUGCAAUGGUCUUCUCAGGCUGAAGGUCGAAUAAUUAUGGUGAAAAAUGUCAUUCCAGUAAUUUAGAGAAGGCUUGAUACAAUGGAAGUGCUGCCAUAGCUGCUACUGAGGGAUUAAGAUCUGUUUCUGGUGAAAUCGUACCAAAUCUGACAUUGGCCAACUUUACCUUCUCGCUGUUUACUUUUGAUUAAAAGUGCAUGGUUUUGUUAUGGAUUUUGUUUUUCAAAUGGUGUGUGGGUGUGUAGAGGUGCUCUUUUCCAGAGGUAGCAGGAAGUCUUACUGUCCUUUAACCACUAUGCAAUGUAAUGAUGUAUUAAUGCAUUCUGGUUUAAGAACCAUUAAACAUUUUUUAUUCUGUCA
Molecule: messenger RNA, 3893 nt
Organism: Colossoma macropomum (tambaqui)
Lineage: Eukaryota; Metazoa; Chordata; Actinopteri; Characiformes; Serrasalmidae
Product: calpain-2 catalytic subunit-like
Exons: 21
Coding region: 273-2369 (698 amino acids)
Biological process (GO): proteolysis
Cellular component (GO): cytoplasm
Molecular function (GO): calcium ion binding; calcium-dependent cysteine-type endopeptidase activity
Source: RefSeq, a predicted model, not a curated record